AAACCCAAGACAGCUGAAAACCAGAAGGCGUCUGAGGAGAAUGAGAUUACUCAGACGGGUGCAUGCAGCGCCAAGCCGGGCCUUCCCUGCCUGAACCUUGAAGCUGUUCUGUCUCUGAACCCGGCCCUCAUCCACUCACCACGUUCACCAACAAACCUGCACGCACACACAGGGUCAUCUGAUUGUAACAUCAGUUGCAAGGGGAUGACAGAGCGCAUUCAUAGCAUCAACCUUCACAACUUCAGCAAUUCUGUGCUCGAGACCCUCAACGAGCAGCGCAACCGUGGCCACUUCUGUGACGUGACGGUCCGCAUCCACGGGAGCAUGCUACGCGCCCACCGCUGCGUGCUGGCGGCUGGCAGCCCCUUCUUCCAGGACAAGCUGCUGCUGGGCUACAGCGACAUCGAGAUCCCCUCAGUGGUAUCAGUCCAGUCUGUACAAAAGCUCAUUGACUUCAUGUACAGCGGUGUGCUGCGGGUCUCGCAGUCAGAGGCCCUCCAAAUCCUCACAGCUGCCAGCAUCCUGCAGAUCAAGACUGUGAUUGAUGAGUGCACAAGGAUUGUCUCGCAAAAUGUGGGAGAGGUCUACCCGGUGAUUCAGGAUUCUGGCCAGGAGACACCCAGGGGAACACCCGAAUCAGGCACCUCGGGGCAGAGCACCGACACAGAGUCUGGCUACCUGCAGAGCCAUUCUCAGCACAGUGUGGACAGGAUCUAUUCGGCUCUCUAUGCCUGUUCCAUGCAAAAUGGCAGUGGGGAGCGCUCCUUUUACAGUGGAGCCGUGGUCAGCCACCAUGAAACGGCCCUGGGACUCCCCAGGGACCAUCACAUGGAAGACCCCAGCUGGAUUACCCGGAUCCACGAACGGUCGCAGCAGAUGGAGCGGUACCUCUCCACCACUCCAGAGACCACACACUGCCGCAAGCAACCGCGCCCUGUCAGAAUUCAAACCCUGAUGGGCAACAUCCACAUAAAACAGGAGAUGGAGGAUGACUAUGACUACUAUGGCCAACAGAGGGUGCAGAUCCUUGAGCGCAAUGAGUCUGAGGAAUGCACUGAGGACACUGACCAAGCAGAAGGCACUGAGAGUGAGCCCAAAGGGGAGAGUUUUGACUCGGGAGUCAGUUCCUCCAUUGGCACUGAGCCCGAUUCCAUGGAGCAGCAGUAUAUGGCUGGUCUGGGCCGGGAUGGGCAGCAAGAACCUUCUCAAGCAGAUCAAAGUGACGUCCCUGCUGAUGGCACUCAGCCGCAGCAGCAACAGCAGCAGCAACAGCAGCAUGUAGAUGCCAACUCUUCCUCACCAGAGAGAAGCAAUGACGUUGAAAUGGACAGCAAAGUGCUCACAGUCAAUAACAGCACCGAGAAGGGGGCUUUGCAGCCUUCUGUCAACACAACUGUUGCCCAGCCAUUGCCAACCACGCAGAUCUACUUACGCCAGACAGAAACCCUCACCAGCAAUCUGAGGAUGCCACUGACUCUGACCAGCAAUACUCAGGUCAUUGGCACAGCUGGCAACACCUACCUGCCUGCUCUUUUCACCACACAGUCUGCUGGCAGUGGCCCUAAGCCUUUUCUCUUCAGCCUGCCCCAGCCUUUACCUGGCCAACAGACACAGUUUGUGACAGUGUCCCAGCCUGGCCUGUCAACCUUUACUGCCCAGCUGCCAGCCCCACAGCCCUUGGCCCCAUCUGCGGGCCACAGCACAGCAGGUGGGCAAGGCGAAAAAAAGCCUUACGAGUGCACUCUCUGUAACAAGACUUUCACCGCCAAACAGAACUACGUCAAGCACAUGUUUGUACACACAGGUGAGAAACCCCACCAAUGCAGCAUCUGUUGGCGCUCCUUCUCUUUAAAGGAUUAUCUAAUCAAACACAUGGUGACGCACACUGGCGUGAGGGCGUACCAGUGCAGCAUCUGCAACAAGCGCUUCACCCAGAAGAGCUCCCUCAACGUGCACAUGCGCCUCCACCGUGGGGAGAAGUCCUAUGAGUGCUACAUCUGCAAGAAGAAGUUCUCCCACAAGACCCUGCUGGAGAGGCAUGUGGCUCUCCACAGUGCCACCAACGGCACGCCCGGAGCUACCGGCACCGGCACGAGGGCUGUCCCUGCAGGGGUGGUGGCCUGCACAGAGGGGACCACAUACGUCUGCUCUGUCUGUCCAGCUAAGUUUGACCAAAUCGAGCAUUUCAACGACCACAUGAGGAUGCAUGUGUCAGACGGAUAAGUAGAAUCUCUCUCUCUCUCUUUGUUAUGAACAAACAAAAAAAAAUAGAAACAACAACAAAAAAAGCUAUGGCACUAGAAUUUAAGAAAUGAUUUUUGUUUCAUUUUUACCUUUAUUUUUCUCCUUUUUUUGUUUUUUUGGUUCGUUUCGUUUUGUUGUUUUUGUACUACAUGAAGAACUGUUUUUUGCCUGCUGGUACAUUACAUUUCUGGAGGCUGGGUGAAUAAUAAUUUUCCCAACCUCCCUUGGAUGGUGGCCUUAAGGCCAGGUAGUGCUUCAUGAGCUCCACUGGUUGGAUCUCUAGCUACUGGCCUCUAAAUACAACCUUUCUUUACUACAAAAAACAAACAACGAAAAAAAAAAUCACAAAAAAAAUCAAAAAAACAGACAGAAAAAAAUAAAAAAACAAAAAAAUUUCUUUUUUCUCACUUGUGAAGAG
This is a messenger RNA of Colius striatus (speckled mousebird), 2662 nucleotides long. RefSeq names its product zinc finger and BTB domain containing 20 (gene ZBTB20). The record is from RefSeq and is a predicted model, not a curated record. The transcript is spliced from 3 exons. Bases 205 to 2223 code for a protein of 672 amino acids. Lineage: Eukaryota; Metazoa; Chordata; Aves; Coliiformes; Coliidae. Gene Ontology annotation, biological process: regulation of transcription by RNA polymerase II. Gene Ontology annotation, molecular function: RNA polymerase II cis-regulatory region sequence-specific DNA binding; protein binding; DNA-binding transcription factor activity, RNA polymerase II-specific.